UAAUAAAAUAAAACGUAUUUUUUUGCAAUGAAUUAAAAUAAAAGUGGAUUUACUUGGUGCAAAUUAAACAGCAGGUGUUAUUUGAAACAAAAUAACAUCAUUACACUAUGGUUAAUCCUAGUUUAGCAUAUGAGAUUCUUUUGUAUAUAAAUUCAUUUUAUUUUGGACUCUUCUCAACAUGUGAACUCGGCGCUCUCGUAUUGAAGUCUUUCCUUAUUAGUGGAAAUUAUAAAAUUGUUGAAGAAGGUUAUAUAUUGAUUGGAAGAGAUUAUGGUGUGCUCAUUGGAUUAUUUAUCGUGGAAGCAGCCAGAUUGUUUCUUGGAAGGAAGGGUAGCCUUAGCGAAAAAGAUCCUCCAGUGAUGUUUUCAGUGUUCCUCACACUACCUUCUAUUGGUGGGGUGCUAUUUCUCCUGCACUGGCAACAAGUAGUACUUCGGAUUGAGUAUAUAUGGUGUACCUUGAUGCUGCUAUUGCAGUUAGCUGAGUUUGUGUUUGCAUGUAUGUUCAUAGUCACUAUGUGUAGGGGCCCCUCUUAUGACUGAGUUCUCUGAGUAGCUGAUCAAAC
Cydia splendana is the source of this 565-nucleotide messenger RNA. RefSeq lists its product as uncharacterized. The record is from RefSeq and is a predicted model, not a curated record. NCBI's taxonomy places the organism in Eukaryota, Metazoa, Arthropoda, Insecta, Lepidoptera, Tortricidae. Gene Ontology annotation, cellular component: ciliary transition zone. Bases 108 to 542 code for a protein of 144 amino acids. The transcript has 2 exons. Gene Ontology annotation, biological process: non-motile cilium assembly.